Seminavis robusta is the source of this 417-nucleotide messenger RNA. The record is from the annotation of a GenBank genome assembly. Lineage: Eukaryota; Bacillariophyta; Bacillariophyceae; Naviculales; Naviculaceae.
AUGAUGUGGAGGUCUACCAACAGAUUGUUGAUGGGUACUUUGACUUCAAGGGCCCAGAGUGGGAGACAGUACUCAGACCAGGCCAAGGACUUUGUGAGCAAGCUACUGACCUACAAGGAUGAAGAACGGCCAACAGCAGAGGAGGCCCUCAGCCAUCCCUGGAUCACUGGUGAUAAUAGUGGUGUGCCCUUUGCUGCUGCUGAGCCUCAAAUUGUGUGGAGUGCAGGUAAGCACAACACUCCCACUGAGCAAAGCAAAGACUUGGCCAUGUUUGUUGCUACUAGGAAGGAACAAGACCAACCAGAAGCCAGACAUGACAGGCACAAGGGAACGGAAAAGGAUGAGGAUGUUUCUGCAACAAGGCAGGUCCCACCGGAACCACACAAGCUGACACCCUCUCUGCUGAAGAACCAGUGA